Messenger RNA from Phytomonas sp. EM1, 1914 nucleotides. The record is from the annotation of a GenBank genome assembly. Lineage: Eukaryota; Euglenozoa; Kinetoplastea; Trypanosomatida; Trypanosomatidae.
AUGACCAGCAUGGCUAAGUUUGAUGAGGUCUUGAUGAGCUUCGAUGGCAAGUCACCACGCGAUGCUUACAAGAAGACCUGUGAGGAGCUUGGCGUUCACACUCAGGCUUACGUCUAUGAACUAUUCCCCGAAAAGGUCGGAGCAUUCCAUACCAUCAAUACCAUAGAGCUUGAUAAGUGCCUGCUGGGGACAAAGGGCUGUAUGGCGUUGCUUCCCAUCAUUCGUGUAAGCUCGAUCCUGCGCAAAAUCAGCAUCCGUGGUUGUGGCGUUUCCGAUGAGUUCGUUAAGGCUCUAUGUGAGAUUCUCGAGACCCAUCCAUCCGUGCGCUUUGUGGAUAUCAGCGAUAACCAACUCGUUACCGUCUACUCCGCCCCCUACAUCAUCAAUGUGAUGAGGCACAACAGCAAUCUGAUCAGCUUCGAAGUCAGCGGGACUCACGUCGGCAAGAACGUUGGCAACAUCAUUUCCGACUUUGGUCAGCGGAACGUGGAGCGGGUUACGUCCUACUACCAAGAUCGGUAUUUCAAGAUGAAGGAUCUGUUCAAUUAUCUGGACGAGAACGGCACGGGGUGGGUACACUUAAAAUCCCUCGUCAUGAAUUGCCCUUACCCUGUAUUGCAAGAGCAGUUCGUGGAGCGAAUUGCUCUCAAGAAACCAAAAAAGCGCAGCGACAGCUCCAUCAGCAUUAACACCUUUUUGCAGCUGAUAUAUAUGAACUACAAGACGGAUGUGGACAUCGCGCAGUACCUUGGCGAAUCAAAGACAAAGACGGAGGGCGAAAACAAACGAGGAAGUACGUUUGGCCAGAGCAGCAGUGACUCUUCGGUCAUGGAGCCGCUCGACGAGCCAUACUUGCUGAUUGUGGCUAACUGGAAGCAAAUUAUUCGCGCCGUGGAACGGUAUAAUAACAAUAUAGUCAAUGUGGGAGAGAAGCCGGCGGCAAAUAACGAUGACUCGAUGGACUUUCUGUGCGGUAUUGGAGUGCCCAAUCGGCGGGUAAAGCUGCCGGAGGAUUUCCAUCGCCUGCGUCUUCGUGAUUAUCUGCUCACCGAUGAAGAGGCCAGCGCGUUGGUCACUGCUGCUGCCUCCGAAGAGGCGAUGAGGGAAGUUCAGGAGAAUCCCGCAUCAGGAGAGAACGCGCCCGACAAGGAUGAUGAGGAAAUUACUCUCUCGAUGUUAAGUCUGUUAUUGGCCAGUAAGACCGCGUUUGAAGAGCCGCCAAACCAGAAACCGGUGUAUCAGUUUUACAAGGAGCGCGACGCGUCUUACAUUCCGGACUGUGUGCGCCACGGCUCCCGGCUUGUGAGCCUGGCGCGGCUGAGCAUGCUGGACAGUUGCAAGAGCUCCAGGUUCAGUAUGACCAGCAUGAAUGGCAACGAUACCGUGGAAGUCCUUGGCGAUCCACCGCGCACCUUCUCGUUGCCACCGUGCUUGGUUAAGGCGGUGGUGAACUUCUUCAAUGCGGAGACCGCGAAGGAGAGCCAGAAGGCUAGGCGGAAGACGCUCUCAUCCACAGACAGCCCCCGAAGCCGCCGAGAUAAGGCUAUGGAGAAGGCGUGCAUCCCUGUCAGCUCUUUUCUCGGCACGGAGUUCGCGACGGAAUUCGAGACCAUCCUACCGCGUUUGCUUGGAGACUACUACGCACGUUAUUCGCUACCGAUCGAGGAUUCCACCAUCACCCUUCAGGAGAUGGUGAAUCUGCUGGAUGAGAUGUACGUAGUGCUGCGAGUGGACCGCCUGAUUUCACUCGCGAAGAUUAUGGAGAUGGAGGACCCUAUGAUAAAGUUGAAUCAGGAAAAGGAAAUGCAACCGAUUUACAAGGACUUCUGUACCAAGUACAUACGUGAUGAAGCGUUUCUUGAAGCGGAAGUGAAAGCAAAACGUGAUGAGAGGAUAAGGAUGUCUAUCAUUUAA